CGAUGAGGCUAAAAGGAGAGGAGGGAAAGCAAUAAAACACACGACAAUAUCCAGCGUCGUUAGUGUUGCAACAUUUGGCUUUAGUCCAGAGAGAGCGAUAGGAUGAACGAGACCUGAUUCUUUCCUCGUUUCUUCACGAGUUUGACACGAUGACUUUUUAUUUGGAGCUUCAUUUUAAAGGCCUGUACACCUGAAUGAAUGAAUGAAUGAAUGAAUGAAUGAAUGAAUGAAUGAAUGAAUGAAUGAAUGAAUGAAUGAAUGAAUGAAUGAAGGACAGAGUCGUUUGCUUUAAGUAAAGAAACCUUCAACUUUGGCAUCCAUUUUCGGGAUGUGAGUUCAAUGACAUUUGGGAUUUUCGCGGUCGGUGCUCUUUGGGAUCUUUAACCUGAAGAGUUUGCUUUGGAAUUAUCCGUGUUUAUUGCUGAACUGCUCACUAAUUUGACAGAUUAAUCAUGGCAGAUUAUGUGAAAGGUCUAAGUGCAGGAGUGGCCAACGAAGGGAUGGCUCAGUUCCAGGAAAUGAUGCGGCAGCAGCUGGAGAGCUCCAUGGAUGAAGAGCUGGAGAAACUGCUAAACACCACUGCAGAGGCAGACCGAGAGGUGUGCAGAAAAGACUUUGAGGGCUUCAAGAACCUCUUUCACAGAUUCCUGCAGGUGAAGGGGCCAUCUGUGGAGUGGAUCAAGAUAAAAAGACCUCCAGAAGAGUCGAUCCAGCCCUACGAUAAGAUUGCUGCACCAGGCCUGCCUAAUAACGUGGCCCACAGCUUGAACAAACUGGUGGUGGUGAAGCUCAAUGGAGGUUUGGGCACCAGCAUGGGAUGUAAGGGUCCGAAGAGCCUGAUCAGUGUCCGCAACGAGAACACCUUCCUGGACCUGACUGUGCAGCAGAUUGAGCACCUGAACAAGACGUACAACACCGAUGUCCCUCUGGUCCUCAUGAACUCCUUCAACACCGAUGAAGACACAGAGAAAAUCCUGCAGAAGUACACACACCACCGGGUGAAGAUCCACACCUUCAACCAGAGCAGGUACCCUCGCAUAAACAAAGAGUCCCUCCUUCCUGUAGCCAAGAGCCUGAGCAUGAGUGGGCAGAACGCUGAUGGCUGGUACCCCCCCGGCCACGGCGACAUCUACGCCAGCUUCUACAACUCRGGUCUGUUGGACCAGCUGAUCGCUCAGGGCAAGGAGUACAUCUUUGUGUCCAACAUCGACAACCUGGGCGCCACCGUGGACCUGCACAUCCUGCAGCACCUGGUCAGCCAGCCCAACGGCAAACGCUGCGAGUUCGUCAUGGAGGUGACGGAUAAGACGCGAGCUGACGUGAAGGGAGGCACGCUGAUCCAGUAUGAGGGGAAGCUGCGUCUGCUCGAGAUCGCCCAGGUUCCCAAAACCCACGUGGACGAGUUCAAAUCGGUGUCGAAGUUCAAGAUCUUCAACACCAACAACCUGUGGAUCUCUCUGCCUGCCAUCAAGAGGCUGCAGGAGCAGAACGCCAUGGACAUGGAGAUCAUCGUCAACCCCAAGACGCUCGAUGGAGGGCUGAACGUCAUCCAGCUGGAGACGGCGGUCGGCGCUGCGAUCAAAUGCUUYGACAACGCUUUGGGAAUAAACGUGCCCCGCAGCCGCUUCCUGCCCGUCAAGACCACGUCGGACCUGCUGCUGGUCAUGUCCAACCUGUACAGCCUGGACGCGGGCUCCCUCACCAUGAGCCCCAAGAGGGAGUUCCCAACGACACCCCACGUCAAACUGGGCAGCUCCUUCACCAAGGUUCAGGAGUACUUGACCCGCUUUGAGAGCAUCCCCGACAUGCUGGAGCUCGACCACCUGACCGUUUCUGGAGACGUCACGUUUGGGAAAAACGUCUCGCUGAAGCCCCAAUACAUCCUUAUCAUGUUACCUGUCCUGUCUGUGUGACCUGUUUGUCCAGUACCGACAGAUUGUGAAAGGCUGUCAGAUUGUUUGCCCAGUUCAGAGAGCAUCUGGGCUGCACUGCCCCCUGCUGGUGACUUAUUAUACCACCUUUCAAAAGUCUUCAAACAGUAGUUGUAAUAUUAGAGAGAAAAAAAAAGCUAAAAAUAACUAAUAAUAUACCUAUUUUUUUCUUCAAUUGUAGUUAUUCUGGCUUGAGUAGGUCAGAGAUUUAAACUCCCUUAAGUAGAUUUAAUAUUUCUUGUUACAGAAAUAAGAUUACACAACGUAUAAUCAAAUCUGAUUGGAUGAUCUUCAUGUUCAGCACUUACAGGGAGCUCAMUCAGACGUCCAGUUGUAAAAGCUAWGGACCUCUGAAACRGAUAAUAAUCACAUUUAAUGAUCUGUUUAAAAUCAUUAUUGCUAGAUUUAUAUUGGAGCACCUGAAGGCGGCAUGCUGUAUUUUCUUAUCUGGAUUAUUUGAAACACACGUAGGAAAUAAGGCUUUUGUGUAAUCUUGCUGAAAACUUUAAAACGGAUAAACAAGGUGUUUAUGCUUCUGCUUUGGAGAUAUUUACUUAAAUGUUAGUAGAUAAAAAAUAAAAUGAACAAACCGAGCCAAAUAAACUCCAAAGCGGACUAAAUGAAUGAGCACACCUGUUAGUUAAUCUGUUUUGUUUUUCACUGCAUUUACUACAUAAAGGUCCUCUUUUGGUUUAUUUUAAAUGUGAAAAUAUUGAAGCAUCAUCAGGCUGCAUGAACAGAGCUCAGUGCUGACUGAAAAAUGAAUCCUUUGUCUUUUUCCAUGUUGGACAUUGAGUCUGAACUAACCUGCUUUAAAUAGUUUGUGYUGAAGAGAGGAAGAUGAUCCUCAUGAGUUUGAUUCUGUUUUCAUGUUGAAACCACAAACCGAACCUUAAAUCUAUAACUGAAGGCCUUUUUCCUAAUGUCACAGAGAUUAUAUCAAUAUUACAAUAUUGUGCAUUAUUUUAUUAUAUUUGAUUGUAGUUUGUUUUACAGUUUCACCUUCCUCCAUCCUCUGUUUCCCAGUUUCCUCCUGUGUUUACACUGAAUGUCAGGACGUGCAGUAUUUCCCCGUUUCCCAUCCGGUCCGUGCACGCUACAUGUUUAGCGCUGUGAAUUUACUCGAGAUGGGCUCGACUCGCAGCAAUAAGUGUUGGAACUGUGACGGUAUGAAGGCCUCGUUCUAGUGUUGCCGCCUCAGAGCUGAAUAAAGUGCAAUAUGAAGAAGUGAA
Molecule: messenger RNA, 3163 nt
Organism: Austrofundulus limnaeus
Lineage: Eukaryota; Metazoa; Chordata; Actinopteri; Cyprinodontiformes; Rivulidae
Gene: ugp2b
Product: UDP-glucose pyrophosphorylase 2b
Biological process (GO): UDP-alpha-D-glucose metabolic process
Molecular function (GO): UTP:glucose-1-phosphate uridylyltransferase activity
Source: RefSeq, a predicted model, not a curated record